AUGCCCAGCGAACGGAAGAAGAUGACGCCCGCUGAAGCCUCAAUGCUGAUUCAGGAAGAAGUGGCUUUGGAGAGCGAGUCAGACGACACAAGGUCAGAUGUAUCCAGCGAUGACGGUGAUGAUGAACUACACUUUGAGCUUUGUCUAGAUCCCGUGGAGGACAUUUCUGAUGAUGAUGUGGAGAACAUCCAACCUGCACCAGCUAGAAAGAGAGCACGGCCCCAGGCCAAACAGCAUCCACUUUCAUGGAAGACAGAAGGUGAUGCAGAUAUCACUCCACCACCACUGCAGUUUCUUCCUGCAAGGGAGCCUGGUGUGCAGCUGAGGGCAGAGGACAACCACACUCCUCUAGAUCUCUUCAAGAUCUUCGUUUCAGAGGAUGCUGUGGAAACCCUCUGCCACAACACCAACAAGCAAGCUGCCAGGAGCAUCGCUAGAGGUGCAAAGUACAGAUGGGUGGACGUUGGAGUUGCUGAAUUCUACAGAUUCUUUGGACUGAUAUUCUACAUGGGCAUGGUCAAGAUGAAACAAGUCAAUGACUACUGGAGGAGACACAGCAUCUUCACUCUUCCUUUCCCAGCACAGGCAAUUACAAGGGAUAGAUUCAGAACCAUCUUUUGGAAUGUGCACAUGAGUGACCCAGAUAAAAACAGAGAGAAUGAUGCCAAGAAAGGAACCUCAGCCCAUGACAAACUGUUCUGUGUCAAACCCCUCAUGUACACCAUCCAGAAUGCCUGUAAGGCAUUCUAUCAUCCCCGCAGGAACCUUUCUGUGGAUGAACGCAUGGUGGCUUCCAGAGGCCAUACUAUAAGACAGUACAUGAAGGACAAACCAACUAAGUGGGGCUUCAAGUUGUUUGUGCUCGCAGACUCCAGCAAUGGGUACACCUCUGACUUUUCUGUAUACACAGGAAAGAACAACUUCCCCACGGGUCAUGGCCUCUCUUAUGACUCUGUCAUGUCACUGACUAACAGAGGAUAUUUGGGGUCUGGAUACCACAUGUACAUGGACAAUUUCUACACCAGCCCAAAGCUUUUCAAGGACUUGUAUGCUGCCAAGUUUGGUGCAUGUGGAACAUACAGAGAAUCCCGGAGGGAUUGCCCACACAGUAACCUCAAUGCACUGACAAAGCAUUCACCCAGAGGAACAAUCCGCUGGAUAAGAGAUGGACCUGUUGUCUGUGUGAAGUGGAUGGAUACACAAGAGGUGUCUGUCUGCUCCACCAUCCAUGCUGCGUACACUGGGGAUGUAGUGCAGCGAAGAGUGAAAAGCAGAAAGGGUGUCUGGUCAACACAGUCUGUUCCAUGUCCCAAACCCGUAGUAGAGUACAACAAGUACAUGGGUGGUGUGGAUUUGUCUGACCAGUUGAUCCAGUACUUCACAGCACAGCACAAAACUGUGAAGUGGUACAAGAAGCUCUUUCUUCACUUCCUGGAUGUUGCUGCAACAAAUGCCUUCAUCCUCCACAAAGAACUCAUGCAAAACAUGCAGAAGGAAAGAAUGAGCCAGAAGCAAUUCAUGGAGGAGCUCACUGCACAGCUGUGUGGUGUACCCCUGACUUUUCAGCCCCCAAAGGCUCCUGUGCAGACAGCUGGAGAGACUCACAUGCCAGUUUGUGGGAUUGAGCUCAGCGCAGAUGGGAAGAGGGCCGCUGAUGGUCGUAGAGCCUGUGUGUACUGCAGGCGGCAGGGAAGGAAAACAAAAACUCUGUGGAAGUGCGAUACAUGUAUCGUCUACCUUUGCUUUCAGCAAGACAGAAACUGUUUUGUUGCUUGGCAUCGAGAUGAGAACUGCUAA
Neoarius graeffei (lesser salmon catfish) is the source of this 1797-nucleotide messenger RNA. Its product is annotated as piggyBac transposable element-derived protein 4-like. The record is from RefSeq and is a predicted model, not a curated record. Lineage: Eukaryota; Metazoa; Chordata; Actinopteri; Siluriformes; Ariidae. The transcript has 2 exons. Bases 1 to 1797 code for a protein of 598 amino acids.